AUGAAAUUUAACUCCAUUACCGAUAGGUACAAUUACCAAAAUUAUGAUGCUAUAGAAAAAUACUAUAGAGAAAAAACUCUUUACUCAGAAGAUGAAAGUACAUAUGAAGUAAUGGAGACAUCUCUAAGUCAAGCUCUUGAAGCUUCAUUUCAACAAGAAGGACAAAAGAAAAAGAAUUAUCCUAUAGACACAACUAAAACUAAUGCUAUGAUGAUAACAGAAAAACGAGGAUUAACUCAAUUAUUACAAAAAGGCCAAAUUUGUAAAGUAAUCAAGCAAAAUGAAAAACUUGGAAAAGUACAUCUUACUUAA
Messenger RNA from Dentiscutata heterogama, 312 nucleotides. The record is from the annotation of a GenBank genome assembly. NCBI's taxonomy places the organism in Eukaryota, Fungi, Glomeromycota, Glomeromycetes, Diversisporales, Gigasporaceae.